GUCAGUCUGGGACAUCUGUAAAGACAGGACCACAGGGCUGAAUGUGCACCUGUAUGAAUUGUGUAAGAGGAUAGCGCUGUGGCACUUACUGAUCAAAGGACAGUUGACAGAACUAAACUAAAACUGCAGCAGUCAUGUUUUGUGCAUUUCCUGGCCCAGGAUCAGCCAGCAAUUCCCUUAUGUAUCACUAUAGCAGUGGAAAAGAGGUGUUCUCUCCAUCUCCAAACACUGAGGAACCGAAAAGAGAUUCCGCUUCAUAUUCAUCAUUUAAACUGCCAAGCACAAGCUUCACAGGCCCGUUUUUUGAUGGGACAAACAGCUCUACAGACCGCUGGAGCUCAGCCAGCAGGAUCAGUCCAUCAGGUCACGGAGGCAUGCUGGGAUCCUCAUCAUCUAGCCAAUCACUGUCUGGGAACAAUGGCAACCUGCCAGCGCAUGACCGUCUGACCACACUACCAAAUUCAGCACCACCUGAAGUCAGCAAGUGUCUUCCACCAGUGUCCUCUUUUCACAGAGGAAGUGGCAGCGCUUCACUUUUUGUUUCUUCACCCCAUACAGCACAUGCCAGUUUCACAGAUCCUCCCAUGGGUGGUCAGGGGAACACAGUCGGCGACUCACACACUGGAGAUGCUCUCGGGAAAGCCCUGGCUUCUAUUUAUUCUCCUGAUCACACCAGUAACAGUUAUCCAUCCAGUUCCUCCACACAAGGGAGAUCACCAUCACCACUGGCUGCUUCCACUCUGUCAACAGGAGCUAACCAAUGGCCUCGAUCAGGUGGACAGACAGCACUGCCAUCCAGUUAUGAGAACUCCAUGCAGCCGAUGGUUGAAGACAGGCUGGACAGAUUAGAAGAUGUCAUUCAUGUCCUACGAAACCAUGCUGUGGGUGGGACAAAUAUUAGCCUGACCAACGACAUGCGAAGUCUAAUCGGACUCACACAGCAAGGACCAAUGACAAUGAGAUCAAACUGCCCCAACAUAAGCCUGGUGACGAAUGGAUUACCAGCUGAUGUGUCUGCAGCAGACCUAGGUGAGACUGCUCAUUUGGGCACGUACUCUUCUGCUUCUGCAUCCUCUUCUGAUCUAACUAAUCAGGAAGACAUCUUCAGAGGUCUGGCUGCAGGGCUGCUCUCCAGUAUGUCCUCUGGGUCUCUGGAAGUAAAAACCGAGCCAAGUGAUAUGGAAGAUUUUCGACUGCACCAGGCCCACCAUAGGAACCUGACACACCCGUCUCAUUCUAGCCGUCUGUCUCACUCUUCCUCCAGUGGUCCUCACUCUGAUGAAGAGAGUGACAUCAGAGAGCCUGAAACACCCAGCAACGAUCCUGCUAACAGAACCAGUAGCAUCCUUGAGGAUGAACAGCUGACUCCAGAGCAGAAGGCUGAGAGAGAGAGGGAGAGAAGGUUGGCAAAUAAUGCUCGUGAGCGUCUGCGUGUGAGGGACAUCAACGAGGCAUUUAAAGAGCUGGGCCGCAUGUGUCAGCUGCAUUUGAAAAGCGAUAAGCCCCAGACCAAACUACUCAUCCUGCAUCAGGCUGUUGCAGUCAUCCUUGGCCUAGAGCAACAAGUCCGGGAGCGAAACCUGAACCCUAAGACUGCAUGCUUGAGGAGAAGAGAGGAGGAGAAGGUGUCAGCCAUGACACUGGAUCCUCAGUCCAUGCAUACAGUCAUUCAUGCAACACAGCCUGAUCAAGUCACCGGCCAUCUCUGACAGCCUCUGAAUGAAUGCAUACGUGUGUGUGUGUGUGUGUGUGUGUGUGUGUGUGUGUGUGUGUGUGUGAGUGAGUGUGUUGGGGGGUAAAGAACUCUACAGUUUGGUUUAAUUCUUUAUAUAAUAUUUUGUAAUAGCCAGGAAUAAUGUAUAUUUUAAUUAUUCUUCGCUCUCCUGUAUAGCACUUUCAUUGCAGUUAGCUUUAUCAUGUGACCUUACGCAAUCCCCCUUCCAAAAGAGGAAAGCAAAAAUCCCGGUUUUACUGUUUAUAUAUACACAGACACUUGACUAACCCGUUUCCUUGUUUGCAUAUAGCUUCCUGGAGAGACAUUUCUACAUUUCCAUCAGUUAUUGUAGCAUUCACCUCCAGUGUACACCCACCUCGUUUCGUAUGACUUUAAUGCAUUAGUUGCAUUUUCCGUUGUUUCAACUCUGUCUUUAGUUUCACUAUUACAUGCGAUGUGCAUGACGAACACAAUGAAGUAUGGAACCAAAUUCUUGUCUUUUGUUUCUACUUUUUUUUACAAAUACAUUUUUACAUGUAA
Messenger RNA from Clarias gariepinus (North African catfish), 2254 nucleotides. Its product is annotated as transcription factor 12-like. Bases 135 to 1709 code for a protein of 524 amino acids. NCBI's taxonomy places the organism in Eukaryota, Metazoa, Chordata, Actinopteri, Siluriformes, Clariidae. Gene Ontology annotation, molecular function: DNA-binding transcription factor activity, RNA polymerase II-specific; protein dimerization activity; RNA polymerase II cis-regulatory region sequence-specific DNA binding. Gene Ontology annotation, biological process: regulation of transcription by RNA polymerase II. The transcript is spliced from 12 exons. The record is from RefSeq and is a predicted model, not a curated record. Gene Ontology annotation, cellular component: transcription regulator complex.